This is a messenger RNA of Corylus avellana, 1073 nucleotides long. RefSeq lists its product as uncharacterized. The record is from RefSeq and is a predicted model, not a curated record. Lineage: Eukaryota; Viridiplantae; Streptophyta; Magnoliopsida; Fagales; Betulaceae.
UUUACAAUGGUCCAAGUGGUCACCCCCCUGUGACCCUGUCGCAGGUUCGUUGUAACGACAGGCCCCAAGUGGGGUGGUGGUGGUGGUGGUCCGGCCGCCAUGACCUAAGUGUUCACCCCGUUAUUAGAUUUUCAAUUUAGCCAUUGGGUUUCCUCUCGCCACAUGUCGCAGUGUCUUUGAAACCUUAAAAGCCAAAACGACACGCACGACGCAAAAUUCUCUUAGCAACGGACACCUGUUCCUAACGUUCCAACCGCCACAACUUUCUCACAAAGACGUGCGUUUCCGAAGGCCAUUUUCCCACUCAGUGUUGUCAAAACGCAAUCAAAGACGAAGCGGAAAAUGGAGAAGAGAGCGUCUCUGGGGGUACAGAGGAGAAAGCCCAUUAAGCGUAGCAAGAAGAAGUUGCUUAAGAGAGUAGUAGACUAUCUCAGAUCGGAUUCUUACAUGUUUGCUCCUCUCGUCUCUCCCCGAUCUAAGACUUUUCGUUCUUCUGCUAUAGGAGUGGAAGUAAAAGAACCCAUCAAGGAACCCAACAACAACAGGUUGCUCAAGAAGAUUGGGGAGUAUCUGAAGUCUGAUUCUUACAUGUAUGCUUCCUUGGUUGCUUCUUCUCAAUCAAUUAGUCCUCCUAUAGGACCUUCACAGUGCAUGAAUAGGGUCACAAUGGCCGUUUUCAAAAGGAGAGUGACUAUGGUAGAGAAUGAACCAACGGAUCAUUCGACUGAUGAAGUAGCAGAGGAUCAAAUGGCCAAGAGCUUUCUUCACAAAACAAGAAUUUCUGAAGAACACAAUUUUCACAGAGAAACUGUGAAGCGCAUGGUUUUCCGAAACUGUCGUUCUAUAUCUGUAUCAGGAAAGGAGAGGCUCAACUCACGGCUAAGGAAAGUUGUCGACUGAAAAGUUGGUACAUCAAUGAGAAAUAUACAUCAUAGUUAUUAGUUGUAUUCUGUUGCAAGUGGGAUAAUGAAAGCUGUAGCUAAAACAUAUGCUGAUGUGGUGUUCAUGAGUUUGUAUAGUUUCUUAAUUUUGAAGCAUAAUGUUUUUUAUAUUUGAACUUGGCAAGCUUUAGU